This is a messenger RNA of Zootermopsis nevadensis, 1326 nucleotides long. NCBI's taxonomy places the organism in Eukaryota, Metazoa, Arthropoda, Insecta, Blattodea, Termopsidae. The record is from RefSeq and is a predicted model, not a curated record.
CAUCCAGGUGUGUCCAUAUAACUGACAUUGGCGUCGGUUAUAUAUCCACCAUGCUAUCCCUGUCAGCUCUGUUCCUCCGAUGGUGCUCCCAGGUUCGUGACUUCGGGCUGCAGCAUCUCUGUGGUAUGAGAAAUCUCCAGGUUUUGUCACUUGCAGGUUGCCCUCUCCUGACAUCUAGUGGACUCUCAAGUCUAAUCCAACUCCGCCAUCUGCAAGAAUUGGAACUUACGAACUGCCCAGGGGUCUCGCGGGAAUUAUUUGAAUAUAUCAGAGAACAUUUACCUCGUUGUCUUGUAAUUGAGUAAUAGAAAAGAAAGAGUGCUGAGUGUUCUUAGGGUCUGAAAUACCGUCGAUGAUUACGACAAGUCAGUGCUUAUUUUAUCACAGUGACUUGAACUACGGCAAGCAGCUUACUUCAUGGAUCACAUCACCUAUACGUAUCUCAAAUCAAGAGUUCCACCACCAUUUUGAUAAUCAAGACAGUAGAAGCUGAUCAACAAAUAAUGCUGCUCAAAAGUUGUCUGACAGUUGCUACUACUUUGGAAUCACUCAGGUUGCAGUGGCAGAACUGUCUUCAGGCCAAGGGUGUAAUACGUCUUUUUAAACUGGGUUGUGAGGAGACUGCACUUGUCGUGAUCAAUUCUGAUGAUCUUGUUAAUCAUAUUACACAGCACUGCCCAAAAAAGCCUGCAAUUAAUCGUUUUUUAAAUAAUGUAAUUCUGAAAGUUCAAGAUGUCAGCAUUGAUAAGGCAUUAUUGCAAGGGGACAUGGGAUUUUCACAACAAGAUAUUAGUGACCUAAUGAAUGCAGGACUACUGACAUUGAGGUCAGCUGGAAGCUUUUGGUUCUCAUUUCCAAAUGCGGGGGAAUUCAUGAGAAGCUACCUGAAAGGCAGGAAAUCUGUCUUGAGAACAAUCAGAAAAUGCAAGUUCAGUGAAAUAUUGCAAUUUGAAUUACAACAGAGGAAACUGGAGAAGUCUGCUAAAUUAGGAAUUUUGUACCACAUCCAUGAUAUCAUUGGUGCAGAAUUGGUGAAAUGUGUUGAAACCACAUCUGGGACUCUUCUGAGAUUGACCAAGAAAUGAUUUUGUUGUUUAUUUAUAAUCAUCAUUAUUUCCAAUAUUAUGUCUGUUCAGACUUGUUGCAGAUAUUACAAAACAUUGUCAUUUUGUGGGUCUUCCUAAACUUCUUUUUCCUUGUGGAUAAUUGAAAUCAAUGGGAAGGACUACCAAUUGGUUUUAGCCAGAGAAUGGGAAGUUGAGUGGUUUGGUUACUGAAAUUAAGCCUCUUUAUGUAUAAAUGUGUGAUAAUAAAUUGAAAAUUGUA